AUGGCUCCUCAAGUCUGGCUUGUGAUUGGAACUUCCUCUGGUCUCGGCGCUGAGUUCGUCCACGCGGCAGUGGCUCGUGGAGAUAAGGUGAUUGCCACGGCUCGCAAUGUGGACCGCAUUGCCCAUCUCAAAGAUAUCGGAGCUGCAGUCAUGCAGCUAGAUGUCGCGGCCUCGAAAGACGAGCUCGAUCUCAAGGCAGAAGAAGCCAUUGCCAUAUAUGGCACGAUCGACGUGCUGGUGAACAACGCCGGGUACACGCAAUUCGGAACAGUCGAAGAGUCGAGCAACGACGAGUGGUUCAAACAGUUCAACACUAACGUCUUUGGAACUUUGAACACCACUCGGUCUUUUCUUCCCCAUCUGCGAAGCAAAAAGGCCGGUACCAUUGUGUUCAUUGGGUCCAUGGUCGCAUGGGACGGCGUGCCAACCGUCGGCACAUACUGCGCUUCAAAAGCCGCCAUUCACUAUGCUGUCGAAUCUCUCUCCAAAGAACUUUCCCCCAUCGGCAUCAAAACCCUCCUCGUGGAGCCUGGCACAUUCCGCACCGAGCUCCUCAACGAACCAAACUGCAAAUCGGCGAGGACCAAAUUCGAGGACUACAGGGCCCUGACGGAAACGGUGUCGAGUGGGUUCCGCACUCUGAAUGGAACCCAGAUUGGCGAUGCCAGGAAGGGCGCUGAAAGGGUCAUCGAUGUGGUCAAGGGGCAGAAUGGCACGGCUGGGAAGGAAUGGCCGAUGUCGCUUUUGGUGGGUUCGGACGCUGUUGCGGUUAUUCGCAAGAAGUGUGAGGAUACCUUGCGGCAGGUGGCGGAGUGGGAGGAUUUCUCGAAAAGUACUGAUCUCUAG
Messenger RNA from Penicillium alfredii, 846 nucleotides. RefSeq names its product SDR family oxidoreductase. NCBI's taxonomy places the organism in Eukaryota, Fungi, Ascomycota, Eurotiomycetes, Eurotiales, Aspergillaceae. The record is from RefSeq and is a predicted model, not a curated record. The coding region runs from base 1 to 846 and encodes 281 amino acids. The transcript has 3 exons.